Ahaetulla prasina is the source of this 6402-nucleotide messenger RNA. Its product is annotated as collagen alpha-3(VI) chain-like. The transcript is spliced from 31 exons. The record is from RefSeq and is a predicted model, not a curated record. NCBI's taxonomy places the organism in Eukaryota, Metazoa, Chordata, Lepidosauria, Squamata, Colubridae. Bases 1 to 6402 code for a protein of 2133 amino acids.
AUGAAAUUAUCAUGUGUUUCUUCAGUCUGCAGAGAAGCUUCUGUCGCUGAUAUUGUGUUCAUGGUGGAUGGAUCAUGGAGUAUAGGACCAAAAAACUUCAGAAUUAUACAAGACUUUCUCUAUACAUUGGUUAACAGUUUUGACAUUGGAAAAGACAAAAUUCAAGUUGGGAUGAUUCAAUAUAGUGAUGAUCCUCGCAAUGAGUUCUUGUUGAAUUUUUUCCAUCAGAAAAAGGACAUUUUAAAGAAAAUACAAAAUCUAAACUACAAAGGUGGGGGCACCAAAACUGGAAAAAGUUUAAAGUUUAUGCUAGAUGAGCAGUUCAGUGAAAUGGCUGGAAGUCGACACAGUGAAGGCAUUCCUCAAAUUGCAGUAGUGAUAACAGAUGGACAAAGUCAAGACAACUUUUCUGGGCCAGCAGAAGAAGUCAAGAAUGCAGGCAUCAUACUUUACGCCAUAGGCAUCAAAGAUGCUAUUCUGUCUGAGCUUCAGGAAAUUGCUAGUGAUCCAGAUGAAAAGCAUGUUUAUGAUGUGGAGGAUUUUGCUGGCUUGCGAGGUAUCUCUCAGAACAUACUCCAAGUUUUAUGUACUACUGUUGAGGAAGCCUCUCAAGACUUUAUACAUAUUUCUCCAGUAUGCCGAAAAGUCACUGUGGCCGACAUUGUGUUUAUGGUGGACAGUUCAACAAGCAUUGGUCUGGAGAAUUUUCAGAAGGUGAAAAGUUUCCUCUACACCUUGGUUUCCAGUCUUUUUGUUGGUCAUGACCAGGUCAGAAUUGGACUGGCCCAGUAUAGUGACAAGAUCUUUACUGAAUUUCAUCUAAACCAAUAUUCUUUGAAAAAUGAUAUUCUAGAACAUAUAGAGAACUUGACCUUACAGAAAGGAAGCACUUACACAGGUGCUGCUUUGGAUUUUAUCAAGGAUGAAUACUUCACUGAAUCUGCUGGGAGAAGAAUCCAAGAAAAUAUCCCACAAGUACUGAUCCUAGUCACAGAUGGGGAGUCACACGAUGAAGUUAAAGUUCCAGCCCACAAAUUAAGAAAUGAAGGAAUUUUAAUUUAUGCAGUGGGGAUUGGGAUCCAUAACACCUCUGAACUUAUGAAUAUUGCAAACCAACCUUUUAAUAAGUUUCUGUUUAAUAUUGACAAUUUUGAUAUCCUUCAAGACCUUACCAACAGCCUUCUUGAAACAAUGUGCUUUGCUUUGGAGAGCCAGAUUAAAGCAUUCACAAAGCGCUAUGCUGAUAUUGUUUUCCUUUUGGAUUCUUCUAAAAGCAUGGGCUCUGCCAAUUUUGAAGAAGUAAAAAGAAUCAUUUCCCAGAUUGUUGAACAAUUAGACAUUGGCCCUAAAAAAUACCAGAUUGGGCUUGCACAGUACAGCAAAGGAGGAAAAGUGGAAUUUUUGCUGAACAGAUAUAAGAUAAAGAAAGAUAUUCUUAACCACAUUCAGCAGAGCAUUGUUUUCAUGGGAGGCCCUCUGAGGAUUGGCAGUGCUCUCCAAUUUUUGCGAGAAGUCUAUUUUGUUGAGAAAGCCGGAAGCCGCCUUCAUCAAGGAACACCACAAUUUAUAGUGAUUUUUUCCUCCGCUAAAUCUGAAGAUGAUGUCAAGAAGCCUGCAAAAGAUCUUAAAGAAAUGGGAGUGAACAUUGCAACAGUUGGUAUCUUACAUUCUGAUGAGAAAGAAAUGAAAGUGAUUGCUACCUCCCCUUUAGUUUACCAGGUUGAUGACAUAGAGGAUCUUGAUCAGGUUCAGAAGAUCAUCAUAGAUAUUGUGGAAGCACCAGUCCAGCAAGAGUAUGAGUCUGUUUUAGAUGCAAAUGUGCCAGCAGUUUGCUCCUCUGCCUCAAUGGCAGACAUUGUGUUUCUUGUGGAUGAAUCCACUCGUAUUGGUCAAAAGAAUUUUCAACUGAUCAGGACAUUCCUGCUCAAAAUAACCAGUGCUCUGAAAAUUGCCCCAGAUAAUGUACGAGUUGCCUUGGUACUUUACAGUGAUAAGCCAAGAUUAGAGUUUAGCCUGAAUACAUUUGAAAACAAAUCAGAAGUUAUGAACUAUUUAAAAAGAUUGCCAUAUCGUGGGGGGCAAACAUAUAUGGGUGCUGCUAUAGACUUCCUAAAGAAAAAAGUUUUCACCAAGAGAGCAGGAAGCAGGAAAAAUUAUGGAGUACAGCAGUUGGCUGUAGUGAUCACAGAUGGUCAGUCAUUAGAUGAUUUCACUGUUCCUGCAUCUAAGCUUCGCCGGGAAGGUGUUACAGUUUAUGUCGUGGGUAUCCAAAACAUUUCUGCGAGCAGCCAACUGUACAAAAUUGCAUCUCAUCCCCCAAGGAAACAUGUUACAACCAUGGAAUAUUUCUUGCAACUAUCAAACUUGGAAUAUGUUAUAAAAAAACAACUUUGUAGUGAAAUAGUUUCACAAACGUUUGCAAUUCCAGUGCAGUCUCGUGCCCUGAAGGAAGGUUGUGAAGAGACAGAGGAAGCAGAUAUUUAUUUCUUGAUUGAUAGUUCUGGCAGUAUCCAGACAGAAGAGUUCCUUGACAUGAAAAUCUUUAUGAAAGAAAUGAUUAGCGUGUUCCAGAUUGGCCCCAAUCAAGUUCGUUUUGGGGUGGUUCAGUAUGCAAGUGAUCCCAAAAUAGAGUUUCUGAUUAAUGAGUACAGCACAUUGGCCCAAUUAGAAGACGCAAUAAAAGUGAUCUGGCAGAUUGGUGGUGGCACUAAAACUGGAGAUGCUUUACACUACAUGAACAACUUGUUCAAAACUUCAGCCAGGGACAAUGUCCCACAGUUUCUCAUUGUUAUUACAGAUGGUAAAUCCCAGGAUCAAGUAACCAUACCUGCAGAAGAGCUGCGAAGUGCAGGGAUUGUUAUAUAUGCCAUAGGUGUCAAGGAUGCUGUAAAAAGAGAACUAAAAGAUAUAGCUGGGACCAAGGACAGGAUGUUUUUUUUGAAUGAUUUUGAUUCCCUGAAGCUCAUCAAACAUGAUAUUGCACAGGAUAUUUGUUCUCCUGAGGCCUGUAAAAAUUUGAAAGCUGACAUAAUUUUACUAAUUGAUACAUCAGAAAGUAUGGAUCAAUCUGAAUUUGAACAGAUCAAGAAUUUUUCUAAUUUAAUUGUAAACAAAUCUGAUAUUGGAGCUGAUAAGAUUCAGAUUGGGCUGCUCCAAUUUGGCGUCAAUCCAGAAGAAGUUUUCCCACUGAACAAGUACAACAACAAGGUUGACCUGAGGAAAGCAAUAAGUACAAUGAGGCAGGUUCAAGAAGGAGCCAGAAUUGGAACAGCUCUAGAUUUUGCCUCCCCUUACUUUGACACAUCUAGGGGAGGGCGUUUGGGUGUAAAACAAUAUUUGAUACUGGUCACAGAUGAGGAAUCUAACGAUGAUGUAAGAAGCGCAGCCAGAGCACUCAGGAACAAAGGUGUUGUCAUCUAUGCCAUUGGAAUACUGAAAGAAAACUACUCCCAGCUUUUAGACAUUGCUGGCACUCAGGAUAAAGUAUUUUCAGAGAAUUAUUUUGAAUCGCUCAUGUUUCUGGUGAAGCCAAUUCUAUUUCAAAUUUGCAACCCCAAGGAGGUAUGCAGGCGAACUGAAGUUGCUGACAUAAUCUUCGUAGUUCAUGGAUCCAGAGAUGUUACAGAGUUCAAGGGGAUGCAACGGCUUAUGGAAGCAAUUGUGAAUGACUCCGUUGUGGGCAAAGACAGUGUUCAGUUUGGAGCUGUUAUCUUUGGUACUCUACCGGAAGAAAAAUUUCAGCUAAAUACCUAUUCCACAAAAUCUCAACUAAGGGAAGCCAUUAAAAACCUAGUUCCUUUAAAAGGAUUAACCUAUACAACAAGAGCUUUGAAUUUUGCAAGGGAACGCUUUGGUUCUGCUUAUGGUGGCCGAACAUCAUACCUAGGUCUCACAAAGAUCAUCAUUUUGAUUACAGAUGAACCAACAACACCCACAGAUAGAUCUAAUCUCUCAGCAGCAGUUCAGGCUUUGAAGCAAGAAGGUAUCAAGGUCAUUGCUGUUGGGAUAGAGGAUGCUAGUAGAACAGAACUAGCAGAAAUAGUUGGUGAGAAGGAAAGAUGGUUUUUUACUUCCAGUUACAAUGCACUGGACAGUUUAUAUGAAAACAUAACUUAUCUUAUAUGUGAUGAAUCAAAACCAGCUUGUGGUACUGAAGAAGUAGAUCUCGUGUUUCUGAUUGAUGGCUCAAACAGCAUUUCAGGACAGAACUUUUUGACUAUGAAGACAUUCAUGAAAACAGUAGUUGACAGCUUUAUCAUUGCAAAGGACAAAGUCCGGGUUGGGGUGGCUCAGUACAGCACAGAACCUCAGAAAGAAUUUUAUCUCAAUGAAUUUUUUAAUAAUAGUGCCAUAAAAAAGAAGAUUGAUGUAAUUGCACAGUUAAAAUCUCGCACUUUCACAGGCACAGGGUUGAAAUUUGUCAGGAGCUUCUUUGAACCUGCCAAUGGUGGCCGACAAUAUAAUGGAGUCAUGCAGUAUUUGAUUGUCAUCACAGAUGGGCUGUCUGAUGAUAAAGUGGAGGAUGCAGCCAUUGUUUUAAGGAAAAAUGGCAUCCAAGUCUUUGUAAUAGGCAUUGGUACUUUCAAUUAUUUUGAGCUCCUGCAAAUUGCUGGCUUUUCUAACAGAGUAUAUGUGUUGAAGGACUUUGAACAACUGCAAAGUGAUAUGAGGAAGAUUGUCAAAGAGAUCUGUAAUCCUGGCGAUAAACCCUCUCCUGAUUGUGAGAUAGAUAUUUCUAUAGGGGUGGAUAUUUCUGAACCGGUGAGGUCUCCAUCUGCAACCAGUUUGAAGCAAAUAAUACAAGCAUUCUUGCCCCAGAUCCUUCAACAAAUGAGUAUAGUAAACAAUAUCAGUUGUACUGCAGUAACUUCAGAUGACAUCAGGUUCAGGUACCAAGUAUACACAGGAAGUAGCUCAACUUUGUUUGACUCAAGUUUUGAAAGUUACAGUGAUGAAAUCUUUCAGAAAUUCUGGGCUGUACAAACAACUGUGGAAACUUAUUUGACAGUGGACUUCUUGCAGUCUUUCUGGAACAAAUCAAUUACUGAGGAUUCUGCCAAUGUGAAGGCUUUUCUCAUAUUUUCUGAUGGACCCGAUGAUAGGAUAGAUAUGCUUAAAACUACAGUGGAUGGUCUCCAUGGACAAGGACUAAAUGCAUUCUGGAUUGUUGGAUUAAAACAUUUUCCAGAAUAUCAUAUGUUGCAAGAACUUGAGUUCGGUAGAGGAUUUAGUUAUUGGGAGCCUUUAUAUUUUGAAAACCCUGAAUUACCAAGCAUGUUGAGAAGAACCCUUGACACAGUUAUAGAACGAGAAUGCUGUAGAGUUUGUUGCAAAUGUUUUGGGGAAGAUGGAAUUCAAGGGAUUCCUGGAUACCCUGGAAAUAAGGGAAAUACAGGCUUUGAUGGCUAUUCAGGCCAUCCUGGUGAAGAAGGAGGAAUUGGAAGUCGUGGUCUGAUGGGUACUAAUGGAAAACAAGGAGAAGUUGGAUGCACUGGUGCUAGAGGUCCCAAGGGAGUAAGAGGAUAUAGAGGAAAAAAGGGUGAAGCUGGUAAUUCCGGGGUUGAUGGUAUUGAUGGAAAGGAGGGAGAACAAGGAUUUCCUGGAUCACACGGACAAAAGGGCCAUUCAGGCCGAAGGGGUAGAGAAGGCCCUAGAGGAGAAUCAGGUGAGCCUGGACAGCCUGGAGUAAGAGGAGACAAUGGGUUUCCUGGAACUGACAACAAUGACCUUGGUCCUCCGGGUAAAAGAGGAAAUAUGGGACAGCAGGGAGAACCAGGGGCUGAUGGAGAACCAGGAGAAGCAGGCGAGAAUGGUGCUAAUGGUCCUAGUGGGAAAAGAGGUCCUCCUGGUUUAAUCGGUGAACUAGGAAAUGAAGGGGACCAAGGCUAUCCUGGGGAAGCUGGGCUACAAGGACAAAAGGGUGCUUCAGGGUUACGAGGAAUACCUGGACCCUUAGGACCUCAAGGUCCACCUGGCCAUCAGGGUAAUGCAGGAAUCAAAGGCGAAUCUGGUGCUAGAGGAAAAGUAGGCCAUGAGGGUCCAAAGGGUGAACAAGGUGAUCCUGGAGAAAAAGGGCAAAAGGGGCUACCUGGAACAAGAGGUUUUCCUGGCUUUGAUGGUAGUAAUGGCUAUGGCUUUAUAGGAAGAAAAGGCACAAAGGGAUUGACUGGAUCUCCUGGAAACACUGGACGACAGGGAGAAGUUGGUGAUCCAGGCAAUCCUGGCAAUAAAGGUGCCAAAGGAAUUAAAGAACAAAGGGCCAGAAAUGGAACACCAGGGGCAAGGGGUAAUCCAGGCAGGCAAGGACCACCCGGAAGAAUGGGUUUAAAAGGUCCAAAAGGCACAACUGCUAUGACGACUUGUCAACUUGUGAACCUUACAAGAGGAAACUGUCGUAAGUAA